GCACCGAGUCCAUAUAAGAUAAUCCCAAGCCUCAGACGUCACCGUCUGGGCAAGAUUCUCCGCGUAUCAUAGCUGUUAUCUUCCAGCAUCUCCUUAUCUAGCAUUAUCAACGUACCAUUCGGGCGACCAUUGCUACCAUGACUAUAGGUAGUGAGUUGUAACAAGGCUCGAGCUGAGUAGAUAUAUAUAUAUUGAUCAAUGAUACCCCUCUUCAUCAUGUGAACACCAUUCUCUAAGACCUCAAGAAUACUUGAAGGUUUAUACCUUACCUAAUUACUUCGAGGGACAUGGCGCAAGCACCGGAGAUCGCAGCACUCCCUAUGGAGGUAAAGUCACCUUUGGAGAUAGCCAAGGAUCCCGAAAAAGAUCCCGAAAAGAAUAACAGCACGGAAAUAAGUGAAAAGAGUAGUAUUGCUGCCGAAGAAGCUUCCGAUGGCACAGCUCCGAAGUACACGGACGAGCAGUAUGCGAAGCUGAAGCGAAAAGUUGAUAGAUACCUGCUCCCAUUGAUGUGGCUAUGUUAUGGUAUCCAGCAAACGGAUAAGACUUCAAUUGGAACACAAGCUACCUUUGGUCUCUCGAAGGAUACUGGGCUUGUCGGACAGCAAUAUUCAUGGCUUACGACGAUAUUCUAUAUCACGUAUAUGUGCUUCGAAUUCCCGUCGAAUAUUAUCCUUCAGCGGUAUCUUAUGGGUCGCACACUCUCAUGUUAUAUGCUCUGCUGGGGUGUCGUUGUCUUGUGUGUAGGAUUUGCGCAAAACUUUACACAACUCAUCACACUUCGUGCGCUGCAAGGCCUUUUCGAGUGCUGCAUCUCUCCCGGUUUCAUCCUCGUCGUCGGUAGUUGGUACACAACACGUGAACAUGCUUCUCGAUCGCUUGUUUUCCAGAGCGCCAAUGCCGGUUUCGGUAUUAUUGCCAACCUGACCCUUUACGGGAUAGGCUCGGUACAAUACUCUCGCGGCGGCAGCUUCCAGGCUUGGAGAUAUAUGUCUUACUUCCUCGGGGGUAUGACGCUUCUAACGGGUUGUCUAUGUCUCUUCUUACUCGGUACACCGUCUGAAGUGCGCUGGUUGACGCCCGAGGAAAAGAAAAUUGCCAAUUCGCGUAUCAUGACGAAUAACACUGGUCAUGACCGGACUGGUAUCAAGAAAUGGAAGUGGAAGCAAGCGCGAGAAUGUCUGGUCGAUCCAUGCUUCUGGUUCGCCGGUAUCAAUGCGUUCCUCAAUUCCGUGCCUAAUGGAGGUUUGACCGCCUUCGGUUCCAUCAUCAACACCAAUGCCGGGUUUACCAACCUCCAAGUAAUUCUUCUAGAUAUUCCGCGAAAUAUCACGUCAGUGAUAUGGUUUACAAUCAUUGGCGUUAUCACAAGUAGGAAAAAGAACCUACGCUUGUAUUUCAUGAUCAUAUCAGUCGUCCCUCCGAUUGCUGGAUUUAUUAUGAUGUCGACGCUGCCAAACGAGCCCCAAUACAAGUGGAUUAAGUGGGCAGGUUACUUCAUAACUGUACCUUGUGUCGUCGGACUGUUCCUAGCCUGGACAUUGAUCCCCUCGAACGUCGCCGGGCGCACUAAGCGUACACUAACCUCGUCAUGGACGUUCGUUGGUUAUUGUGUCGGAAAUAUGGUCGGCUCGCAGAUUUUCACCGCGAAGGAUGCUCCACGAUACAUCCCCGGUACCGCCGGCUGCGCAGUAUGUUUCGGUCUCGAGUUCUUCCUUCUCAUCGCCUGGCGUCUUGUUCUCGUCAUGCGAAACCGGCGACGCGAAAAGCAGUUACGUGAACAAGGGGUCACUGAGGAAGAGAGGGUGGAAAGAGGCAAAGAGCUCGGGGAGCAAGAUUACACGGACUUUGAAAAUCCAUAUUUCCGUUACACAAUGUAA
Messenger RNA from Hypoxylon trugodes, 1880 nucleotides. Its product is annotated as MFS general substrate transporter. Gene Ontology annotation, cellular component: membrane. Bases 288 to 1880 code for a protein of 530 amino acids. The record is from RefSeq and is a predicted model, not a curated record. The transcript is spliced from 11 exons. Gene Ontology annotation, biological process: transmembrane transport. Gene Ontology annotation, molecular function: transmembrane transporter activity. Lineage: Eukaryota; Fungi; Ascomycota; Sordariomycetes; Xylariales; Hypoxylaceae.